UCACUGUGCCUUCAAGAUUAAAGCAGCAGUGGUUUUAUAGUACUCUUAUAGAGUAGAUACAGCAGUGGAACAUGCACAUUUUAGGAAAACAAUUUUUACUUACUGUAAUUUACCUUCACACGUUAAGUGUUAUCUCAAUCUCCGUGUAUUUGCCUACUCAAAUAUAGCACGUUGUCGUUCAAUUAAAAUUUUACUUUGAAAGUUGCGACCGGAAAGUUGAAACUUGUAGUGUAGUUUGGAUGAAAGCUGUCAGUGUUGGAGAUAGAUCCGUAACUUGUGCUGAGAUACUAGAUAGAUAUGUACAGAAAAAGUAGUUGAUGACAGCUCAUCAGUUCAGUCACAGCACCGCUGUCAUUUAAAUCCGAACGACCCACGUCCGCUUCCAGCUGAGUGCAGCUUGCUCUCCUCGUCAGGUUAUCAAUAUGGUCCCAUGGAUUAUUCAGAUGACUGUGAUGGUGCUAUCUGUCUUCAUCAGCAGCGGCCAGGGGAAGAGGGACAAGGAGCUCUACUGUUCUGGAGUAACAAACGCGUUGCACAGCAGCAACCAUCAUGCAAGGCAAUUGCUGACGAACUGAACUACUCAAUCAGUCAAGUUGACCCAAAGAAAACCAUCAAAGUCGGCGGCUUUAGACUCAACCCUGACGGGACCAUGAAAGAUAAAAAGGUACCUCUCGCUCGCUCAGAGACUCACCUCAGCGAGCUCCUGGAUGGGGUGUGCAACAGCAUGAGCGACUACGCCCUCCAUGUGGACCCCGACACACAGCACAAACAGUACAUGAGGUUUGCUCCCAGGAGCAGCGGGGCCACCGGGGACUUCCCCGACUUUAAAAACUUCCAGUUUGAUGGACCUGAGGCAUCCAGUGGCCUGAAAUUCGCAUGUGAAUCCGUCGUGGAGGAGCUGGAGGAUGAUAUCAUCUCUCUGUUCAGUGAGGACACAGAGCAUGUGCACGAGGAGUUAUGCAACAGAGUCUCAGACUACUGUAAAGACAGCAGUCACACAAACGACGAGUUAUAGUUUUAGAUUUUCAGUGGACUAAUGUGGAACCAGCUUUCAAAGGCCUUUAACAAAAUCUGUUUUUGACAAAUAAUUGACAAUCCUUUUAAAUAAAUAAAAUAACAAAUGUUGA
This is a messenger RNA of Cottoperca gobio, 1127 nucleotides long. RefSeq names its product canopy FGF signaling regulator 1 (gene cnpy1). NCBI's taxonomy places the organism in Eukaryota, Metazoa, Chordata, Actinopteri, Perciformes, Bovichtidae. The transcript has 7 exons. Gene Ontology annotation, cellular component: endoplasmic reticulum. Bases 431 to 1015 code for a protein of 194 amino acids. The record is from RefSeq and is a predicted model, not a curated record.